Lynx canadensis (Canada lynx) is the source of this 3157-nucleotide messenger RNA. It is a transcript of the gene CCDC73, whose product is annotated as coiled-coil domain containing 73. The record is from RefSeq and is a predicted model, not a curated record. The coding region runs from base 1298 to 3157 and encodes 619 amino acids. Lineage: Eukaryota; Metazoa; Chordata; Mammalia; Carnivora; Felidae. The transcript has 3 exons.
UUUUGAGAUGUCAUUUAGAGUCAAUAUUUUGGGGGAAAAUUACAUUCCUGUCUUCCCUAAUCACUUACUCCAUGGCGUUUUGCAUUAUGGUUUCUGCCUUCGCUGCCUUGGGGAGUGUGUUCUCUGGGCUACCCAUAACCUUCUGAUAAUCAGACCUGGAGCACUUUCCUUAGUUCAAAAGACCUUUCUGUAACCAUUGAAAUAAUUUACUAGUUUGUCUGUCUUGAAAAAGAGUUGUUUAAAGACCAUAAACUUAUUGUAUGAACAUGUUCAAACCUAGGCUGAACAACCACUUGGUGGAGAUGUUGUAGAGAGAAUGAAUGGACUAAAGUCCUUCAAAUCCUGAAUUUUGUAUUCUAGGUUAUUUUAACUAUACAGAAAAUUUAAAAUCUAUGGUUAAAACCCAGAUGAAUAAAAUAAGUAUUCUAAACAUUUGCCCAAAAGUAUCCAAAAAUUUUUAAAUACUUAGAAGGUAAUGAUCAAGUGACAACUGUCAGUCUUGAAGAAAUCAGCUAGCAAUUCUGGAUCGUAGAUAGUGAUAAAAAGAAAACCACAGGCCUAAAAUGGAAUCACUUGUAUUAAGAACCCAAUGUCAGCAAGCCUUCAGUACCUAAGCAAACUGUAGUUUCAACCCCCAGGAAUAUAACCUUUAACCAGUUAACCUGGAAUUUCCUGGUCAGCAAUAAGAAAUCUGGUAGGCCCCUUUCCCAUUAGGAGAGUGACCUUGCCUAAAACAAUGGAUUCUUUGCUAAUAAUUUUUUUUUCCACUCAUUCUCUUUUAAAACCUUUCCUUUUCUAUAGCUUAGGGCUUCUAUUUGCUAGGUGGAAUGCUGCCUGAUUGAAUGGAUCAUUUAAUGAAGCCAGUUAGAUCUUUAGAUUUCCUUGGUUAAAUUUUUGUUUGACAGUAGUAAUAGAAAUUAGAGUCUAACUUGUUAGGAUAAAUUCAUUUUUAUCGACUCAGCUGUGUGUACAUGGAAUUGUACUGUAUGCUCAAAAGGAAGUGUAACAGACUAGAGAACUAAAAACCAUUUUGUAAUAUCCUGAACCUACUUGCCCCUUUUUAAAGCAAAAAUGCUUCUGUUGUUAUGAAAUAAAAAUUUAAUAUGAGGAGAGCCGAAAAUAUUUAGCAUGCUAAAUAUAUGACAAAGAUAACUCAACAUUUAAGUAAAACUGGUGUUUUGUGUAAUGGCCAAUGAAAUAUUUAAGACUAAAUAUGUUUUUAUAAAAAUAGGUCAUACAUUUUGUCUUAUAAAAGCAGGCUUUAGUGUGUAAUAUAAAAAUUUACUGUAUUCUCAUCAUGACAGAUUUACAGCUUUUUGAAAAAAGCUCCAAGAAUGAAAGUGAUCCUGCUAUACCUCAGGAUGAAAAUCAAAGUGAAGUCUCCCUAAGCAAAACCCUCUGCAUAGAAAAAGAACUAAUCAGUCAAGGACAAACCUUAAAUGUUACAGACCUUAGAAAAGCAGUUACUUCAGAAAAAAAAGGCAAGGUGCAUUUGGAAAAAGACAAUGAUUGUACAGAAUUUAAGUCACCAAACAAUUCAUUUUUAAUGGCAGAUAGAUCGACAGAAACAGAAAAGAUACACCUAGAAAGAACUGAAAGAUCUAAUCUUCACCAUGCAGAUAUCCACCUGGAGGUUGAAAAUACCAUAGCAUCAUCUAACAAUAUCUUAAAUGAGAUGUCUCACCAUACAAAUCAAAAGAAAGAUGGUUCUGAAGAUGAACAAUUCAAACAAUUCAGAUUGCUUCCAGGGAUUCAAGAAAGUGCCACAGAGAAGGAAAUUCCAAAUAGUGACCAAACCAGAGCAGAUCUGGAUUCAUCUCUAAAUGUAAAAAAUCCUGUUCAGUGUCAGAAAUACAGUUUGCAGGAUUCAAGUAAUGUUAUGUUAGAUGAUAAGCAAUGUAAAAUAAACCAAAUGCAACUGUUAAGUAAAAAAAGUGAGUGCAGUGUAUUGCCAUUUAAACAAACUUCAGUUUUUCAGCAAAUCUGUAACGAUACCUCAGAGAAACCAGAACUACCUAUUUCUUCUGAUACAGCAGUUAACCACCCCAUUUCAUCUGCUUUCAGUGAUAAUUUGAAAGUACUUAAGAGUGCAAAUAAAAAUGUUAAUAUUAUGCCUACAUUGGUGAAACCCAACUCAAGCCCUAGGGAAAGAACUAUAUGGAAAAAUCUGAAUGAUAUGGACACUAGUCAACUAAAGAACUGUUUGGGAUAUUUAGAAAACAGUGUCACCAUUUCCCAUCUCCAGAUUAACAAUGAGAACGUACAUACUUCACAAGCCAAAGACAUGAAAACGGCUGUUCCUACAAAAACUUCCACAGAAAUACAGUUUUCCAAUAAAGAGAGUCAGAGUGAUGAGAAUCAGAUAACUGAAGCCACAAAAAAUGACCUCUUCCUUUUUGUGAAUGUUAAUGAAAGACAGCAUACAUUGUUAAAUAAUACAGAGAAAACAGAGUCAUUAAAUGACAUCGUUUCAGGAGAAAUUUACAGUGAAGGACAGCUGGAAGAAUCAUGUUCAUUUCACAUAAAGCCAUCUGGAGAUUUAGUAAACAGAAGUGGAAGGUCAGCCUUUGAUCUUUCAACUUCAGAUAAAAAAACUGAGAAAAUUCCAGUAUAUGUGAAUUUCUUAGACCCCAGUCCUUGGUCAAGAGUAAAUCAAAUUGAAAGUCAAACACUGAGCACUUCAACCUCUAGCAUUCCUUUGUUGCUGCAGGAGAGACCAACAGGCCCAUCAGAAAACAAAAAUAUGGUUUCAGUGACACUUUGCAAAAAUGUUGAUGAUAUCAGGAAGGAUACUGGCCCAGAUACUACCAGCAUUAACAGAGUUGCUGACACUUUGAAUAGCUCAAGUAUCCAUCCAGAUCCCAAGGGAGAGCCCAGCAAAGAGAGGAAUGCAAUUGCAAAGACUUUUUACGAUUCUUCUUUUCCCACAGAACACGUGAAAAUAAAGCCUCUGAAAUCAACUCUGCCACAAAGCCAUUUUCAGGCAAUCAAGAUUAAAGAUACUACCAAUGUGGCUGCAUCAUCUCCUGGUGAAGAGGACUGGCAGAGCCUGGAAACAAAUCAAGUUAAUGAAAUCGAAAAGUUCCUAAGCUUAGAAAAUGACAACCACCCUAAGAAAAGAAAAACAGAAGAGAUGCUGGAAAAAAUGACAGAGUAA